UUUGCAAGAACGCAAAUGUCUUUUGCCACACAGCUCAGGAUCGCCAGAUUUGGAUGCCAAAGAAGGAUUAGUGCAAUCCAGAACACAGCAGUCAUGAUGAAAAGACGAGCGGACGCCUCUCCCGUGCUUGCUGCAAAGAGGCACCGUGCUGACAGCAGCUCCGAUGAAGAGUCCAGACAAGACUCCAGCCAGAAUGAGUCUCUCAGCGACCAGGAAGAGCACCGAGCCGGCUUCUCCAUGCCGUCCGUACCGGUCUGCGCCGGGGACGCGGACUCGCCCCCGCACAACUCCAAGUUCUCCAUGUACAACAGCGUGUCACAGAAGCUCAUGGCCAAGAUGGGCUUCCGCGAGGGCGAAGGUCUGGGCAAGUUCGGCCAGGGACGCAAGGAGAUCGUGGAGGCGUCGACUCAGCGGGGGAGGCGGGGCCUGGGCCUCACGCUGCAGGGCUUCCAGGGGGAGCUCAACGUCGAUUGGCGAGAUGAACCCGAGCCCAGCGCCACAGAGAAAGUGGACUGGUUCCCAGAAUGCACCACAGAAAUUCCCGACGCAGAUGAGCUGAGGGACUGGAUGGCAGUGGGGCCAAGAAAAAUGAAGAUCGAAGACGAAACUGAGUUUUGCACUGAAGACCUCCUGCACACACUUCUCAGGUGCAAGACGGUGUUUGACGACCUGGAGGGCGAGGAGAUGAGACGAGCGCGCACUCGUUCCAACCCCUACGAGACCAUCCGAGGCGGCAUCUUCCUCAACAGAGCGGCGAUGAAAAUGGCCAACAUCGACCACUGCUUCGACCACAUGUUCACCGACCCGAAAUCUUCCGACGGGAAGCCUCUGACGCACGACAACGCCAGCGAACUUCUGUACUUCGGCGACGUGUGCGCCGGGCCCGGCGGCUUUUCCGAGUACGUCCUGUGGAAGCGACGCUGGCACGCCAAAGGCUUCGGAAUGACGCUGAGGGGGCCGUGCGACUUCAAACUAGAGGAUUUCUACGCCGCGCCCAGCGAGCUGUUCGAGCCCUACUACGGCGAAGGAGGCGUGGACGGCGACGGCGACAUCACCCGGCCGGAGAACGUGACGGCCUUCCGGAACUUUGUGUUGGACAGCACCGAGGGAAGGGGGCUGCACUUCCUCAUGGCGGACGGGGGCUUCUCCGUGGAAGGCCAAGAGAACCUUCAGGAGAUUCUGACCAAGCAGUUGCUGCUCUGCCAGUUCCUCACCGCGCUGUCCACGCUCAGGACAGGCGGCCAUUUUGUGUGUAAAACCUUUGACCUCUUCACGCCUUUCAGCGUGGGUCUGGUCUACCUGCUGUACCUCUGCUUCGAUCGGGUCUCGCUCUUCAAACCCGUGACCAGCCGCCCCGCCAACUCCGAGAGGUACGUGGUGUGCCGAGGUUUGAAGCCGGGCUCGGACGCCGUCAGGGAGUACAUGUUCCGGGUCAACCUGAAGCUCAAGCAGCUGCGGGGCACGGACUCGGACGUGACGGACGUGGUCCCUCUCAGCAUCGUCAAGGAGGACGCCGACUUCUACCACUUCACGGUCAACUCCAACGAGAGCCUGUGCGCCGUCCAGAUCAAAGCCCUGGCCAAGAUCCACGCCUUCGUUUUAGACCCGACGCUCGCUGAGUCGAGGCAAGCCGACGUGCGCAAGAAUUGUCUCAAGCUGUGGGGGGUGCCCGACAAGGCCAGGGUCACGCCGGCGUCCUCGGACCCGAGGUCCAAAUUCUACGAACUGGUCAAGAAUCCCGACAUGGAAAUGUUCAAAAGCAGCAUCACGCCGCUCAACUCCCGCACGCUCGAAAAGCUGCGGCACGUCCUGGACCACCGUUGCAUCGUGGGAGGCGGCGAGCAGAUCUUCCUUCUGACUCUGGGCAAGUCUCAGAUUUACACGUGGGACGGAAAGAUGCCGUUACGGUGGCGGAAGCUGGAGAACUUCAAGCUGGAGCUGCCCAGAGAUUCUUUGCUGAGUGUGGAGAUCGUGCAGGAGCUCAAAGGCGAGGGCAAAGCGCAGCGGCGGAUCAACGCCGUGCACGUGAUGGACGCGCUCAUUCUGAACGGCACCGACGUCAGAGAUCUGCACUUCAACAAGCGGAUCGAGAUGGCAGAGAAGUUUGUGAAGGCGGUGGCCAAGCCCAGCAGACCCGACAUGAACCCCAUCAGAGUGAAGGAAGUUUACAGGCUGGAGGAGAUGGAGAAGAUCUUUGUCAGACUGGAAAUGAAGGUGACUAAAAGUUCUGGCGGAGUCCCACGUCUGUCUUACACCGGCCGAGACGACCGCCACUUCCUCCCCAGCGGACUCUACAUCAUCAAGACCACCAACGAGCCGUGGAUGAUGGCGUACAGCAAAACCGCCAAGAGGAAGUACUUCUUUCACAAGCUCAACAGGGAGUCCGUCUUUGACACGCCGCCCGACGCCGCGUCCCCUUUCCACGUGUGCCACGCCGUCCGCCUGUUCUGGGCCUGGGAGGACGGCGUCAUGGUGCACGACUCUCAGACGCGCGUGGACCCCAACAAGCUGUCCAAAGACGACGUGCUGGCGUUCAUCCACCACAACCUCUAGUUGUGACCCGCCUGUGAAAAACGCUCGAGUCGAGCAAUCUGGGCAAAGGUCAACCACUUGGCGUGUGAAACUGCUCUGCAAGGAAAUCGUAGGAUAAUUUUGUUCAUUGUGUCAUGAUGUCCUACGUGGUAUCAUUUUUGUUUUUUUUAUCUUUUUCGCGUGUGAAUGUGGCUGGGGGGGCGUGGCUAGUGUGUACCCAGAUUUUUCUGUUAGUCCUUCACAUCGCCUGAAGAGCUUUUUUUUUUUUAAUAUAGUGUAAAUAAGAGUGACAAGAAAUAAAACCAAAAAAUACUGUUUUGAGAAAGACGUGUAACCAGAGGAAAAAACGAGCGUUUCGCUUUUCUAAGUAUUUAUUUUCGUUUUUUUUUUUUGUUUUCAUUUGCGGGUCGCCCA
Messenger RNA from Syngnathoides biaculeatus (alligator pipefish), 2946 nucleotides. RefSeq names its product cap methyltransferase 1 (gene cmtr1). Bases 16 to 2553 code for a protein of 845 amino acids. Gene Ontology annotation, cellular component: cytoplasm; nucleus. Gene Ontology annotation, molecular function: methyltransferase cap1 activity; nucleic acid binding. The transcript is spliced from 25 exons. NCBI's taxonomy places the organism in Eukaryota, Metazoa, Chordata, Actinopteri, Syngnathiformes, Syngnathidae. The record is from RefSeq and is a predicted model, not a curated record. Gene Ontology annotation, biological process: 7-methylguanosine mRNA capping.